UCGUGUGUCAAAGCAAAGCAGCGAGAAUCAGAGUCACAGUAGAAGGAUCCAUGUGUUUCACCUGCCAUGAAAGAGGACGCGCAAACGCUCCGACGGUCCACCACCGUGGCCGAGAAGCGUGCCAUCUACUCGCAGACACGGGCGAUCUUGCAGAAGAUCCGAGCAAAGCAACCAUCAGAGGCAGAUGAGAAUGCCGCCCUAGACCCAUCGGGAAAGAUUGAAGCUUCCUACGCCCAGAGUGGGGAUUGGAGGAAAGUUCGCCAGUUCUUCAACAACAGCAAGAAGGUGCGGAAGACUCAUGACGUCAUGCAGGUUUGGCUGCAGGUGAAGCGCGACAACACCCGGCGCCGCCUCAUGGAAGCCUUGACGGAGUUCAUCCAAUCCGAAGCGUUGCGCGCUGCGCAGGCAGCCGAGGCCGCGGAGGUCUUCCACGCGCUGGAGACGGCCGCGGAGGCUCUCCAAGGAGAACCAAGAGAAGAGAUUGUGGACAUCCACGUUUUCUCCAAGAAAGCUGGUGACCUCAUGGAGUCUUUGGCCACCAUGAAGAGUGAACAGGAUGAGCUGCUGCGCGAGGUGGAAGCGCUGCAAGCGAGCAUGAACCUCUCCUCGCGCCGAGCUGGUCGGCUGGUGGCCAAGAUCAAUGCGAGCGAGAUGGGCGACAAGGUGAAGGCCAUCCAAGCCUUAGCAGCGAGUGUCCUCCAGGACGAUGAAGAAGAGGAUGCCGAAGAAUCCGUGGAAGAACAGGAGCAGGAGGAGUGCGCUGCAUCGGGCGCUGCAUCGGAGGCGCCGGAUGAGUUGACAGAGGGACGACUCGAUGACCACGACCAGACCUUGAUGACCUUUGCGGAGCAGCGUGAGGAGCUGAUUCAGAAGAUCAUGAAGAUCGAGGUCUUGCUGCGCCGUUCGCGCGCCUUGGGAAGCUCCCAAGAUGCCAUCGCUGAGGAGAUGAAGGAGAACCUGUGCCCCUUGCUUCCCCGCAUGAGGCCCCGGCCCCGGUGCGGCGAGGGACACCUCAUGAAUGAGGUGUCUGGCAGAGCGCCUACAAGCAGGUCAGAGGAGUGUUGCUGCAGCUGCGGCCUUGAUGCACAGCGCUUCUUGAGAUCUGCCCGGUUGGCGACCCGGACCCCUUCGAAAAGCCUGCCACAGAUGGAAAAUGCCCAGGAGGAGCCAGCCACACACUGGGUUUGCCAAGACUGCCUUUUCCACAGACAUGUGGCUAUUUGGAUGUGCAAGCGGUGCAGCCUCGAAUGUGAGAAGGAGGAGAUCGAUCGCGUGGGCGCUGCGUUGGAAGCCAAGGCGAGGAAGCCAGAGAAUCUGCUCAAACUACAAGCCUUCAUGGAGUCCAUCGACCCGGGGAUACGCGCAGAGGCCCUGCAACGCUUGGGCUUCCACCAAGUGCUGGUGGAGGCAAGUUGCCCCAGCAAGCGGGUGCAGUACGUUCGAAAGGAGAAGCCGAAAUGGAAGCCACCACAGGCUCUGAGAAGAAAGUCUACACAACGAGCCUCGUUGUCCGUGUCGCAUGUGGAUGUCAACUUCCAGACGCCUGUCGAGGAAAGCCCUGCGCCGGCUUCACCUCCAGCCCCGCCACUGCCUGAGCUGCCUGAGCUAGGGCCGGAGAUGACGAGAAUCACCAUUGAAGGAGUUCUUUUGGAGCGAACCCUUGGGCACCCGGAGCAGGAGCUGCGCAGUAGCUGGGCCGUUAGGGCUCGACGUAGCCAACUUGCGGUGGAGGCCGCGUCGAUCGCCAAGCGGUUGGCGCCCAGAGUGGAGGCGCCAAAGAACUGGGAGUCCACUCAGCCGCCCUCCACGAAGUUGCAACGACGAGUGGAGCAAGCCACGUUGAUUGCCUGGAAGGAACGCGCUGAGCACCACGACACGCCACGAGGUGAGCGGCUGGUGGACCACCUGAAAGAAGCAGACCAAGGAUAUGAUAGGAGAAGUUGGGAGCCCAUCCCCCAGGUCCAGGCCGCUCAUCUCCCCACUGGAGCGCUUCUCGCCAUGUCCCCUGGACGUCCAACCACACAGCCCCAAGCAGUCACACGCCCCACGGCAAGCCAUCCCGGAGCUGCAACGUGUGAUGACAUUAGACGCGGUUCCGAGUCUUCCGCGGCCCAAGACGGCUGCACAGGUGCCGAAGUCCGAGAUCCGCAGUGUCAAGCAAUGGCUGCGCGUCGUCAUGCCGAAGGUCAAUGCUCAGGAGCGCGAAACGGAUGAAGCCGAGGCGCCUGAGGCAUUGAGACCUGCCACGGCGAGACUGUUCG
Messenger RNA from Durusdinium trenchii, 2261 nucleotides. Lineage: Eukaryota; Dinophyceae; Suessiales; Symbiodiniaceae. The record is from the annotation of a GenBank genome assembly.